UUUUUUUUUUUACUUUCUUUCUUUCCUUCCUCAACUCCCCACUCUUUUUAUAUUCUCUCUAUCUUUUGACAGAGAAUGAACUUUUUAAAAGUCGCCAAACCAUUAUCCGCUGCAGCUACUCGUCACACCUUUGUCCCUGCUUCGCGCUUGUUGACUGCUCCUGUAGGUAGUCAGUUGGCUCGAUUCAGUACAUCUUCGGUAACAAAACAUGCUUCACCUCAAGACAAAAGUUACCAAUAUCCCGGUAAAGCACCUGGUGUUCUUGAUGUUGCUGCUCGCCAACUUCUUCUCACUGAAUUAAUGCGUGGUAUGUGGGUUGUAUUAGAACAGUUUUUCCGUCCUCCAUACACUAUUUUCUAUCCUUUCGAAAAGGGUGCUCUUUCUCCUCGUUUCCGUGGUGAACAUGCUCUUCGUCGUUAUCCAACUGGUGAAGAACGUUGUAUCGCUUGUAAGUUGUGUGAAGCCAUUUGUCCUGCACAAGCUAUUACUAUUGAAGCUGAACCUCGUGAUGAUGGAUCUCGUCGUACUACUCGCUAUGAUAUUGAUAUGACCAAGUGCAUUUACUGUGGUUUUUGUCAAGAAGCUUGUCCUGUUGAUGCUAUUGUCGAAGGUCCCAAUUAUGAAUAUAUCACUGAAACUCACGAAGAAUUACUUUACAAUAAGGAAAAACUUUUGGCUAAUGGUGACAAAUGGGAAGUUGAAAUCGCCAGAAACUUGCAAGCUGAAACUCCUUAUCGCUAAACUAUUGGCUUAAUCUCGGGUUUCUUGGACACGCUUUUUUUUUUUUUUUUUGGCCCUUCCUCCCUUUUACUCUUCCUUCCUUCAUCCUAUCAUCAAAUCAACCGAAACAAUUUUUAUUUUAUUAUCCCCAUUCUUAGUUAGAAAAGAA
Messenger RNA from Halteromyces radiatus, 889 nucleotides. Its product is annotated as NADH dehydrogenase iron-sulfur protein 8. Gene Ontology annotation, cellular component: membrane. Gene Ontology annotation, molecular function: NADH dehydrogenase activity; 4 iron, 4 sulfur cluster binding. NCBI's taxonomy places the organism in Eukaryota, Fungi, Mucoromycota, Mucoromycetes, Mucorales, Cunninghamellaceae. Bases 76 to 741 code for a protein of 221 amino acids. The record is from RefSeq and is a predicted model, not a curated record. The transcript is spliced from 6 exons. Gene Ontology annotation, biological process: mitochondrial electron transport, NADH to ubiquinone; mitochondrial respiratory chain complex I assembly.